Messenger RNA from Fusarium coffeatum, 759 nucleotides. RefSeq lists its product as uncharacterized. Lineage: Eukaryota; Fungi; Ascomycota; Sordariomycetes; Hypocreales; Nectriaceae. The transcript is spliced from 3 exons. The record is from RefSeq and is a predicted model, not a curated record. Gene Ontology annotation, biological process: chromosome segregation. Bases 1 to 759 code for a protein of 252 amino acids. Gene Ontology annotation, cellular component: MIS12/MIND type complex.
AUGGCACCCGAACCGCAAGCCGAACCUCCCGCACAAGCCGAGGCGGCCCAAGAGGCACCCCAGCAACAACAAGAAGGCACAGAGCAACAAACCGAACAAGAACCACCAGCGAGCCCUCCCCUUCCCCAACGCCAUACAGCCGUAUCCCCCGGUCCCCGAGCUGCGCGUCUCCAAGAGCUCUAUGCCCGAUCGCUAAAAAAGACCUUGGGAAAGAUUGGAUGGGAAAAUGUCGCCGGGUGCUAUCCAACUGUUGCGAAGAGGGCAGAGGGUGUGCUGAAACAGGUUCAGGGACAGAUGGUAGACAAGCUGGGCGAGAAGUGCGAAAAAGAAUUUGAGAAUAUUAUGGUUUCGAGACAGGUCGUUCCCAAGCUGAACGAUCUCGAGAGUCUCAUUAGCGAUGCUUCGCAUCGGCGCGCAGAAUCAACCACAGAACCACCGACACCACCACAUAUGCUCCCUCCAUCAACCAUCCUCGCAGCCCAUCUCUCACCUACACUCACAGCUCACCAAUCGCAACUCAAUGCACGCCUGCAAACGACACAAUCGCAAAACGCCCUAUUACACGACGAAGUGCAGCGCCAGAGAGAGGAAAUCCGAGCGCUGUUGGAUGCCCUUGAGGCUGUCGUUGCCGACGUUCAGGGCGCAAAUGAUGCGCUGCGCCCUAUUGUAGACGAUGUUGCUGCCGAGACGAGACAGGGAAUUGCGGCGGUUGAUGCUGCGAGUGGUGGUGGGCAAGGACAGCCUGGAGCAACAACAUGA